Messenger RNA from Helianthus annuus (common sunflower), 1314 nucleotides. RefSeq names its product cinnamoyl-CoA reductase 2. The transcript is spliced from 6 exons. Gene Ontology annotation, molecular function: oxidoreductase activity, acting on the CH-OH group of donors, NAD or NADP as acceptor. Lineage: Eukaryota; Viridiplantae; Streptophyta; Magnoliopsida; Asterales; Asteraceae. The coding region runs from base 139 to 1134 and encodes 331 amino acids. The record is from RefSeq and is a predicted model, not a curated record.
AUAUUCCGAUUGACGGAACCAAUAAGACAGAAAAAUAUUAAUAUAUGCGUGUUUCAUGUGUCUGUUUUUGUUUUUGUUUGUGUAUGUGAUAGUCAUAUUAAGUAUUUGUUGAUAAUUAAAAAGUAAGACACAGGAGAGAUGAAGAGGGUAUGUGUAACAGGAGCAGGAGGAUAUAUUGGCUCAUGGGUUGUGAAGCUUUUGCUUUCCAAAGGAUAUAUGGUCCAUGGAACUGUCAGAGACCCAUGUGAUGAGACAAAGAAUGGUCAUUUGAAGAAGUUGGAGAAUGCUGAAGAGAGGCUUCAUCUUUUCAAGGCAGAUUUGUUGGACUUUGAAAGCCUUUGUGCCGCCUUUGCUGGUUGCUCUGGAGUUCUUCAUGUUGCCUCCCCUGUUCCGGGUAGAAAUGUAACUAAUCCCCAGGUGGAACUGCUGGAUCCUGCAUUAUUAGGAACACAAAAUGUAUUAAACGCGUGUUUGAAAGCUAAAGUCGAAAAGGUUGUGGUUGUCUCUUCCGGAUCUGCUGUUAUGGUGAAUCCCGAUAGGGCCUCAGACAUGGAACUGGAUGAAAGCUGUUGGACCGACAUAGAAUACGCGAAAUCAGUCCAACAUUGGUAUGCUGUAUCAAAGACAACAGCAGAGAUCGAAGCUCUAAAUUUUGCAAAACGAUAUGACGUGAAAGUGGUAACGAUAUGUCCAUCCAUAGUCAUUGGGCCAAUGUUGCAGUCCACCAUUAAUGCUACUAGCUUACUACUUCUGAGCUACAUGAAAGAGGAUGGUAGAUCGGGAGGGGACACGAUGGAGAACCUUAGACGUCCAUACACAGAUGUACGCGAUUUAUCAGAGGCUAUAUUACUUUUAUAUGAAAAUCCGGAAUCCAACAGGAGAUAUAUAUGUUGUGCUUACUCAAUUAGGACAGAGGAAUUUGUUGCAAGAAUGCAGAACUUGUUUCCAGGCUACAAUUAUCCCAAACUGUUUACUGAGAAGAGUGGUUUUAAUCCACUGAACUCGAAGAAGUUGUUGAAAUUGGGAUGGAACUAUAGGCCAUUGGAAGACACCAUAGUUGACACCGUCAAGAAUUAUGAAGAAACUGGUUUAUUGGAGAAAGAGAAACCAUUUCCAUCUACAAUAAGGUUCUAAUACCAUUAUGUAUGGUAAAAGAAUGAAGUUGUCGACUUCUUUACAUAAAGUGUUGUGUGUGUGUGUUUUUUUUUAAUUUCCAUUUUUUCAGGAAUUUUGAAAAAAUGUGUUUUUUUUAACACAAUAUGUAGUGGUAACAAUUUAUAAUGCCUUCACCAUGGGGCAUUAUCCGACACGUAA